Sorghum bicolor (sorghum) is the source of this 3171-nucleotide messenger RNA. RefSeq names its product rho GTPase-activating protein REN1. The record is from RefSeq and is a predicted model, not a curated record. The transcript is spliced from 24 exons. Lineage: Eukaryota; Viridiplantae; Streptophyta; Magnoliopsida; Poales; Poaceae. The coding region runs from base 282 to 2771 and encodes 829 amino acids. Gene Ontology annotation, biological process: signal transduction.
GGAGGGAGGGAGGGAGGGGAUCGAGAGGGACGCGCGCGAACAGAAGAGAGGAAGAGGAAGGUGGCAGGGUCGGUUCCGCGCGCGCCGACGUGAGAUUCCGGGCCGCCCGUGCCCGCAGGUUCAAAUAAUGGAUUAAAAACUUAAGCUGACACUUAUGGUGGAUGCUGAAUUCAACCCAGUGAAUCCGAAGCUGACCCAUGAAGAACUAAAAUAAGCUUUAUGCUUCAGUGCCUUCUGAAAUCAUCCUGAGGUCUUCAUAAGUCAGCAACCUAGAGCAGAAAAUGUCAGCUCCGGAAUUCAGGACUUCUCACCAGCAAGUAUCAUCUUCACAGUCCCCUGAGAAUGUCGGUCAACUCAAGGUCUGCCGAUGUGGGUCGGGAGACUCUAACUUUCAGAUCACUAAUAAAUCUGACGCUGGUGAAAAUUCACCGACAUGUCCAAACUGUCAGGUUCUUAAGAGUGGAAAUUUACUGCUCUCAUCUAAAGGGAUUGGCUGGACAGUAUGGAAAAAGCGUUGGUUUAUUCUUACAAGGACAUCAUUAGUGUUCUUCAGGAGCGAUCCUAGUGUUCCCCCUCCCAAAGGAAGUGAACCAAUUGUUACACUUGGUGGAAUUGACUUGAAUAACACUGCAAGUAUGAUAGUCAAAGAAGAAAGGAAAGUUAUAACGGUCGUCUUUCCUGAUGGCCGUGAUGGGCGCACUUUCACCCUUAAGGCAGAAACUACAGAAGACCUAAAUGAGUGGAGAAGUGCAUUGGAGAAUGCUCUGGCUCAGGCACCCAGUGUUGCAAAUACAGCGGGACAACAUCCGAUAGUCAGUACUGACAUAAUAGAACCUGUUGAGGCUGCUGUUGAACAAUCAGAUGAUAAGUCUGUAAUCGGCAGACCAGCAGAAUUUGCACUUGUCGAUGCUGAUGGCAAUACAGCAUUUCUGGAGAAGGCCUUAAAAUUCAUUGAAGAUUAUGGUGUCAAGGUUGAAGGAAUUCUCCGUCAGUCUGCUGAUGUUGAAGAAGUCAAACGCAGGGUUCAGGAUUAUGAAAAGGGAAAGAACGAGUUCUCCCCAGAAGAGGAUGCACAUGUUAUCGGUGACUGUAUUAAGUGCAUUCUUCGAGAGAUGCCAUCUUUUCCAAUUCCGGCACCAUGUUGCACUGCCCUGGUUAGAGCUUACCGAACUGACAAGACGAAAAGACUUGAUGCUAUGAAUAAAGUGAUAUAUGAAGUAUUCCCAGAACCAAAUCGUCAAUUGUUGCAGAGGAUUCUCAAAAUGAUGCAGAUUGUUGGAUCACACAAAGCUGUAAAUAGGAUGUCUCCAUCUGCUUUGGCAGCUUGCAUGGCACCGCUUCUUCUUCGUCCUCUUCUUCUUGGUGAAUGUGAAAUUGAUAGUGAAUUCAGUAUGGCUGGGGAUGGUUCAUUCCAGUUGCUUCAAGCUGCUGCUGCUGCCAACCAUGCUCAAGCUAUUGUUAUUAUUAUGCUUGAGGAAUAUGAUCAGAUAUUUGAUGAUAUUGAAGAUGGUUCGUACUCUUCAGAUGCUUAUACCGAGUCUGACAUUGACAAGGAAUAUUCAACAGACAAUGACAUCCCUGAAGACGAUGGUUCCUAUGGUUCUGGUGAAGAUGUUGAAGAAGAUUUAAAUGAUGAUACUGAAGACUCUUCAGGCAUGAGGGUUGAAUGUGAUAGUAACAUUAGGAUUGAUAAUGCAGAUGCUAAGGUUAAUAACAAUAUCUUGAGCGACAAUGAUAAAGUUGUUCAACCUCCUGCAAGGGCCAUGGAUGAUACAUCUAAAAUGCAGAGCAACAGUUCAUCCGCAGAUCAUAUACAAAAACAAAAUGCUCAUUCGUCAGUAAGCAAAAGGAACUCAUGGGGGCGUACUUCAGCAAGAAAAGGCUUGUCAACAGAGGAGGCUGGCUGUUGCAGUGAUACCGACGAGGCUCAUAUUGCGAAGCUUGAAAACAAGAAGACCCAUCUCCAAUCUAAACUUACAGAGGAGGUAAAAGAAAAUACAGUCCUCCAUGCAAAUUUAGAAAGGCGAAAAGAAGCACUACAUGAGCGUCGUGUAGCACUUGAAAAAGAAGUGGAAAAUUUACGAGAUCAGCUGCAGAAGGAGAGAAAUCUGAGGGCUUCAUUGGAAUCUGGGCUAAUGAAUAUGCGGAGAGGACAAGUGUCCCUUCCGUCAACGAUAGACACCAAGACUAAGGCUGAUCUUGAGGAAGUUGCUGCUGCUGAAGCUGAUAUUAUGAACUUGAAGCAAAAGGUUUCUGAUCUUCGGGGACAACUCAACAACCAAGUCCCAUUGAGUUCCACCUCGUUAUGUGAAUCAUGCAACAGCAAGCGAUCCAUAAAUGCAGACAAGUUUGUCGAAGGUGAACAAAAUGCCGGCCUAGUCGAAGCACAACCAAUUGUAGGCUCUAAUUCUGUACCUGACAUGUUCUGGGCUACAAACCAAAUGGUUCAGAAGAUGUUGUAUUCGAAAGGUGAGAUUGGGAAGGACGGCCAAGACGGAUCACUAACAUCAAGAUGGAACUUUGCACAGAGACCGCACUCAAAUAGUCCAGUUACGAGCAGGGUUCAAGGUUCAGAUGCCUAUUCAAGUACUAAAACCGAGGAGUCUGGGGCCGCACCAUCCUUUGCAUUAGCCAAGCUGACUACUCGACUCAACUUUCUGAAAGAAAGAAGGGCCAUGCUUGCCAGUGAGAUGCAAAACUUAGAUCUGGGUCGCUCCCAGGCCCAGAAGCAGACAGCUCCUCUGAAAAAUGAGACUCCAACUGAGAAGUAGAAUCGUGUUACUGCAUCUUUGUUAGGCCACAAGCCCACAAAAGCAUUGUGCCAUCGAAGUGGGACAAGUCCAGCUGCCACGAUCGAUGCUGAUGUAGGACUGCAAGGCAGUGACAGAAACCUUUGAUUGGACAAUGGACAGACUACCUAGCUAGAGUAAACUUGAUUUGUAAAUUGCACAGGUAUAUCGUGUCUUCACCAUGAUGAUUCAUAUGUCAAGUUUUGUAGCGACACCCGGUUUGUAUUAUUAUCUCCAAAUACACAAUACUCUGGGAUAAAGCCAAAGUGCGCUUGCAAAUAACUUUAUCGUGUCUGUCUGGGUACUCUGGUAUGUACAUCAACUUCAUUUAUGAUCAAGUUCAGUAAAAAUACAGUCCCAGUGCUAAAGAGAGCAACUAGUA